Molecule: messenger RNA, 700 nt
Organism: Mycotypha africana
Lineage: Eukaryota; Fungi; Mucoromycota; Mucoromycetes; Mucorales; Mycotyphaceae
Exons: 2
Coding region: 35-700 (221 amino acids)
Source: RefSeq, a predicted model, not a curated record
GGUUUUUUGGGUCAACUGUUGUAAGAAGUGGAAUAUGACGAAUUUGAAUGCCGUCCCAUUCCACGAAAAAUCGUACUGGGAAGAUAGAUUUAAAAGAGAAAAGCAUUUUGAGUGGUUAUUGACUUGGAAUAACAUAAAAUCAGAAAUCAUUCCUUUUCUUAACGUGUCUGAUGAGAUACUUCAUGUUGGCUGUGGAAAUUCAACACUCGCAUUUGACAUUUUUGAAAGUGGUUACAGAAAUAUCACAAAUGUAGAUUACGCUGAAAAUGUGAUCUCGUACAUGAAGUCUGUCACACAGAAAAGGGAAAUUGAAGCAAAAAUCAAUUAUUCGAGUAUUUCUUGGUAUAAAGGAGACUGUUUAUAUCAUCUGCAGUCCUAUUUACCAAAGAAAGUAUACCCUGUCGUCAUUGAUAAGAGUCUUAUUGAUACAAUUGCAUGCGGUGAUGAUGACAACCAGAGUCGUGUCAAGAGACUUGCAGCAGAAAUCCUCUCUGUGACAGAAACAGAUGGACAUUGGUUCUCAGUAUCUUUUUCAAGUGAACGGGAAUAUCAUUGCCAAAUGAACGCAGAUACAAAUAAUGUUUACCAUUGGAAAACUAAACGUAAAAUACCCAUUCAAGUAACUCAACUCAACGACAAGCCAGGGGCACCGCCAAUUUAUUAUUAUCUCUACAUUAAUCAGAAAAUAAAAGUUACUUAA